This is a messenger RNA of Nanorana parkeri, 2561 nucleotides long. RefSeq names its product outer dense fiber of sperm tails 2 (gene ODF2). The coding region runs from base 54 to 2561 and encodes 835 amino acids. The record is from RefSeq and is a predicted model, not a curated record. NCBI's taxonomy places the organism in Eukaryota, Metazoa, Chordata, Amphibia, Anura, Dicroglossidae. The transcript has 20 exons. Gene Ontology annotation, cellular component: centrosome. Gene Ontology annotation, biological process: regulation of cilium assembly.
GUGGGGUAUCAACAGUGAGUGCGGAGGCGGGGGGGGGGCGGUUCGGGGAUAAGAUGGCGCCGCCUACGAAAAGCAUGAAGAACCGAUCUCCGUCUCCCCCGCUGCAUGUCCACGUGGAUGAGAGUACUCCCGUACAUGUUCAUAUUAAGAAGGGAACAAAGACUGCUUCCAAAGUACAGAAAGGGCCAAAAAGCAAAGCGAAAAGUGAUUCUGGAAAUCUUCGGCGGAGUGUGAAAGUGAAGACGAGGGUGCCAUGGAUUCCUCCAGGGAAGACUUCUGUGCGGGAUUCAGGAUUCAAAUGGGAGGGUUGCACACAUCGCUUAGAUAUAACUCCCCCUGAUAUGGAAAAGAUGAUGUCGGCAUUACGUAUGAGUGACCUCUCUACUGACGAGGAAGAGGUUUUGCGAAGCAAGAUCAACUCCUACGAAAAGAAGAUCGACAGCUUGAUGUGUGAAGUUAGAACACUGAAGAACGAGGUGGAGUUAAAGAAGAGGGACCAUUCUAUUGAGCGAUUUGAAGCACAGUUGGAAGCCUCCAAGCGCCUGCUGAAUGCCAAGAGUGACGAACUCCAUGAGGUAUCCCAGGAGCUGGCUGAGGCAGAGAAUGAAAACACUCGUCUGAAGAGGAGCAUUGACCGCAUCAAGGAGGAAACAGACAUGAGUUUGAGGCAAAAGCAGCUGCUGCAGCAAGAAGAGUCUCACCUGCUCGCCAAGCUGGUGGAAACGGAGAAGGACGGGGCAGAGGCAGCAAGACAAGUCAAACUGCUGCGGGACACGAUCACUCAGAUGAAGCAGGAGAAGAGAUUGAACAGCACGGACAUGAACACCCUCACCCGGCAGAAGGAGAUUUUAUUGGAGAAGCUGAACACAUUUCAAGAGACCAACAGAACUUUAAGGACUCUGCUCAGGGAGCAACACAGCCGAGAGACCGAAACUCACCGGCUGUUGGAGCAGAAAGAGAAUUUACUGAAGAAGCUGUCUGAUGCUGACACAGAGAGAGCUCAUCUCCAACUGAGGCUUCAUGAGCGAGACAAAGAGAUUGAAGACCUGCGGGUUCAGCUGAAGACAGAAAAGGAUCUAGCUAGAACAUCGACCGAAUAUUCGAAGUCUUUAGAAACAACAAGAGCUCACUUACAGGGGCAGCUGAGGAGCCGCGAGGCCGAGAAUAACCGCCUCUCUGUCCAACUCAGGAAUAUGGAGCACAAUGAAGCUCGGCACAAAGAUGAACUGAAAUUAAUGACUGUUCAGUUAGAUGAUUUCAAGCAGCGUAUGGAGCCAGAGAAAGAGGCUCUAAAGAGAUCCGUCCGUGUCCAGAAACAUCGAGCAGAAAGAAGUGAGGAGGAAGUGCGGAUACACCAUACACAGCUCAUGGAGAAGAACGCUGAACUUUCCGCUGCUCUGUCCAGCAUGGAGUCCCUGAAGAGCCGAAACAACAUGCUGAUGAACGAUAAGAGCCAGUUGGAGACUGAGGUCACAAUGCUGAAUGACCGAGUGGCCAAGCUGCUGGAGGAGAGUCAUAACAAUGAAGACAAGACACGAUCUGACCGUGACUCUAUCCUGGAUAGACUCCACCAACAGACCACAGAAAACACCAGCCUUCGUAUGGAACAUGAGAAGCUUAAGGCCCAUUUUUCCACUGUGGAGGAGAAGCUGACGCUGGCUCACAGCGAAAUUCAGCAGCUAAAGAAUUCUCUGCAUCAGUAUGAAAGUCUGGUUGAUACCUAUAAAGAUCAGAUGAAAAAGACUCGACUCGAGGCCGAUCAAAUGAGCCUACAACUAGAAAGAUCUGAUGUAGAGAAUAAAAACCUAAAGGACGAGAUGAGCAUUGAACUAGAACAGAUUCAUAGGAAAUUUCAGAGUCGUUUAGAAGAACUGGAGAGGCUCCCAGAGAUGCUGAAGAUGACAGAAAUAAAGCUGCAGGAAUGUCAGGAGCAGCUGCAAGGCUACGAGCAGAAGAACGCUGAGCUUUCUUCCAUCAUCUCCAAUUUGCGUGUUAGGAUGGAGCAGCAGGGAGACAAGAUGGAGUCUACAAGGGACCGCUACCAGUCCGCAAUGGAAGAGAACAAGCUUCUAUCUAUGAAACUGGAAGAGCUGGAGAGGAGAUUGGAGGACGCUGGAGCACAAAACAGAGAACUCCUCCAAGUUGUGGCCAAGCGGGAAGAGACGAUCCAUCAGAACCAGCUGAGACUGGAGGAAAAGUCCCGGGAUUGUGCUUCCCUGUCUCGGCAGCUGGAGGCGGCCAUCGAAGAGUCCCGGAGACAUGUGGACCAGACCAAAGAACGAGCGACAUCCAAAGAGAGGGUGACACAGGCUAAAACACUUGAGCUGGAGACACAACUGAGCAGGGCCAAGACGGAACUCAACCAGUUCCGACGCAGCAGAGACGAUGCAGAGCGCCGUUUCCAGAGUCGCCUCCAAGAUCUAAAGGACAGGCUGGAGCAGUCGGAAAGCACCAAUCGCAGCAUGCAAAAUUACGUCCAGUUCCUGAAAUCCUCCUACACCAAUGUGUUCGGUGAGGCGGCUUUGUCGAGUUCUCCAAUCCGUCCUCCCACUCCGCUCUGA